AUGUUGACAGUUCGGGCAGUCGCCGGCAAAGGCCUCGGCGUCUUCGCCGCGAAGCCAAUCAGCCGGGGCACGCGCAUCCUCGCCGACCGGGCCCUGAUCACCCUCUCGCCAUCGGACCCGACCGGCUCCAUCGUGCAUCAAUACCGCUCGAUCCCGUCGGCCAAGCUGAAGUCGCUCCUCUCGCUCUCCAUCAACACAACCAAGUUCGGCGUCCUGAGCUGGCUGGAGGCGUUGUGGCAAAGCAGGUCCGCGCCGCACUUGCAGCCGGCCACCCACGGCAUCAUCAACAUCUUCCGGAACAACAACUUCGACAUCGGCAACGGCGUCCAGGCCCUCUUCCCGAACGUCGCGCGCAUCAACCACUCGUGCGUGCCCAACGCCCAGGGAAACUUCAACACGAACAUCGACGCCUUCACGAUCCACGCCACGAGGGACAUCGAGCAUGACGAGGAGAUCACCAUCUCAUACCUGCCCGAGAAUCUCACGGUGCGCGAUCCGAGGCUGGCCAUGCUGGCGGAGAAGUACAACUUUUUAUGCGCCUGCCCCGCCUGUUCCGGUGAGAGGGCGGAUGUGAGCGAGGAGAGGCGGAUGGCGCUCCACCGUCAACUCAUGAGUUUCAAUGAAGCUCACUCGAAGCACGACGCGGACUUGAUUGAUGAGGGAGAGUUUCUGGAAAAGUCAUUUGAGACGUCGCUCGCCAUGCUGGAGACUUAUGAAGCUGAGGGGAUUCGAGGCCGGGAGGUCGCGACAAUGAUGAUCAAUGUUGCGACACUUGCUUCCAAACUCGGCAAGUCGCAACAGGCACGGCAACUGGCGCUUAAGGGUCUACAACUUGACGAAGAUGCCGUCGGAAAGGACAGUGAAUUCUAUGAGAACUCGCGAAAGGAGGUGGAGGUUCUUCUUCUCAAGCUUAGGAAAUGA
Molecule: messenger RNA, 921 nt
Organism: Colletotrichum karsti
Lineage: Eukaryota; Fungi; Ascomycota; Sordariomycetes; Glomerellales; Glomerellaceae
Exons: 1
Coding region: 1-921 (306 amino acids)
Molecular function (GO): protein binding
Source: RefSeq, a predicted model, not a curated record